Messenger RNA from Fonsecaea multimorphosa CBS 102226, 1197 nucleotides. RefSeq lists its product as uncharacterized. The record is from RefSeq and is a predicted model, not a curated record. The coding region runs from base 1 to 1197 and encodes 398 amino acids. The transcript is spliced from 2 exons. NCBI's taxonomy places the organism in Eukaryota, Fungi, Ascomycota, Eurotiomycetes, Chaetothyriales, Herpotrichiellaceae.
AUGCAACAAAGAGUGUGGCUGAUACAAAUUCCCCAACUUCCUGAUCUCACCCCAGCGUUAGAGGUUUCGAUGAUGGCAUUGGCUGUCGCCAAGCUGGGCGAAGUCUAUCAUGAUGACGGCCUUAUUCACGAGAGCUUGAAGCUUUACCGCGAGGCUCUGCAUGAAGUCCAAUUGGCCCUGUGGGAUCGAGACAUGAUGCUCCACGAUCAAACUCUUACUGCCUGUGUGGCUCUGGGCAUGUAUGAGAUGAGUCAAUGUCCGAAUCAGUCCAAACAUGGAUAUAUCAGUCAUACACUCGGCUGCCAAAAGCUGAUCCAACUGCGCGGUCCAGAGGCACACAUGGAUGGGUUGGGACAUUCGGUUUUUGUGCAUUUCAGGAUCCAAGGCAUUCUUUACUCGUUAGACCUGUCCCAGCCUUCCUUCUUAGGAGAGCGGCUGUGGCAAGAGGUGCCCUGGCAAAUCAGACCGAAAACUCCGUAUGAUCGGAUUUACGACUUCCUCGCCUGCGCACCAGAGCUCCACAGACAGGGCGAGAUGCUCGAGCAUAUGGACCCUUGCGGCAAGUUGCAGCUUGCGACGGAGAUGAUUUGGAAAUGCUGGAAGCUGGAUGCCGAGUUACAGUCUGUUUAUGAUUGUAUGGAGAAGAGCCACGACGGACCACUCUAUUGGCCAGAAUUGGCGAGAGAUAAAAGUCUCGAUCUUGGGUCGACAGACGGCAUGCUAUUUCCAGUGGCAUUCCAUUUCCCCAAUCUCUCCAUCGCCAACACUGUCAUCAUUUACUGGGGAGUACAGGCUAUAUUGUGGCAAGGCCUGUGGCUGCUCUACGGGGUUUUGGCGGAAAUCCAGAAAAUUCAGAUGGAUCCAGCAAAGGCCGGAGGCUUCGGUCAAGAAGACGCGGAUGGUCAUAACAAAUCUUCGGGAAAUACAGUGGGCAACAUCUGUCACUUCCCACCAUUAGAACAUCGGGCAGACUUUGCCGCGCCCUGUCGCAACAUACUUCAGUCCGUUGAAUACAGCCUGCAAGACGACAUGUUCGAUCAAGGGCCAAAAUGUAUUGCGGCUCCGUUGAGGAUGGCGGUAGAGACUCUGCUGCCCUACCCACAGUACAAGCGAGAGGUGGCUUGGGGAGAGAGGGCGAUAGAGAAAGUGCAAGAGCGAUCUCUCCGUCUACUCAUAUACUACAUCCCCAGAAGAUAG